UGAGGCACAUUCCUGCUUUGCAAGGCUUUCUGUUAAGGAUGUUUUGUGGCUUUUGUUUGGAUUGCAGCAUGCAGAAUUACAGCUGUUCAGAGGAGACUCAUUACAACUCCUGCUGAAGCUCCUAAUUUUCUUCCCUUCUCUUCUACCCCUACCCCCUACCCUCAUUGGCCUGAAGACAUUGCACUCAGAAUUUGCCUUACUCCCCUGGCACUAUGUGUGUGGUAAACCUGAUACUAUGGCCGCGUCUGGGACUGGCCAGACCACUGCUGCUGGCUCUCCCUGUUCCAAGGACUUAAAGGGAGAUUGCACUGCAGGCAAUGCAUCAGAGCAGCAGCAUCGCAAGCCUGAGGACUGAGGCUCCUUGGGCAUUAUUACACACACACAGAGCUGACCGCAAUGACAGCAGCUGCUCCUUCGAACUGUUGGCAGCGGCCAAGCGGCAGCAUGAAGUGAGAGAUCACUCCUGAGCUCAAGAUGAACUCCACCUUGGAUGGUAAUCAGAGCAGCCACCCUUUUUGCCUCUUGGCAUUUGGCUAUUUGGAAACUGUCAAUUUUUGCCUUUUGGAAGUGUUGAUUAUUGUGUUUCUAACUGUAUUGAUUAUUUCUGGCAACAUCAUUGUAAUUUUUGUAUUUCACUGUGCACCUUUGUUGAACCACCACACUACAAGUUAUUUUAUCCAGACUAUGGCAUAUGCUGACCUUUUGGUUGGGGUCAGCUGCCUGGUUCCUUCUUUAUCACUCCUCCACUACCCGCUUCCAGUAGAGGAGUCCUUGACUUGCCAGGUGUUUGGUUUUAUAGUAUCAGUUCUGAAGAGUGUCUCCAUGACCUCUCUGGCCUGUAUCAGCAUCGAUAGAUAUAUUGCCAUCACUAAACCUUUAACCUAUAACACCCUGGUUACACCCUGGAGACUACGCCUGUGUAUUUUCCUGAUUUGGCUAUAUUCUACCCUGGUCUUUCUGCCUUCAUUUUUCCACUGGGGUAAACCUGGAUAUCAUGGAGAUGUGUUUCAGUGGUGUGCGGAGUCCUGGCACACCGACCCCUACUUCACCCUGUUCAUCGUGAUGAUGUUAUAUGCCCCAGCAGCCCUCAUUGUGUGCUUCACCUAUUUCAACAUUUUUCGCAUCUGCCAACAGCACACAAAAGAAAUCAGCGAAAGGCAAGCUCGAUUCAGCAACCAGAGUGGGGAGACUGGGGAGGUGCAGGCCUUUCCCGACAAGCGCUAUGCCAUGGUCCUGUUCCGGAUUACUAGUGUGUUUUACAUCCUCUGGUUACCAUACAUCAUCUACUUCUUGUUGGAGAGCUCCACUGGCCACAGCAACCGCUCCGCAUCCUUCUUGACCACCUGGCUUGCUAUUAGUAACAGUUUCUGCAACUGUGUCAUUUAUAGUCUCUCCAACAGUGUCUUCCAAAGGGGACUAAAGCGCCUCUCAGGGACCAUGUGUACUUCUUGUGCAAGUCAGAUCAUAGCAAAGGACGCUUACACAGUUAGGAGCAAAGGCUCUAUUAAUGGAUGCCAUGUCUGAAGUGAUUCGGAUAUUGGGUCAUUGUGUGUGUGGGAGGCGGGGUGUCCUUCUUGUCUCUUCGUAUUCCUUGUUCAUGAGAAAAUCUGGGACAAAAUAAUUUGACUCUAAGCAAUAGGAAACAAAUGAUCCAUCCAAAAAAACCUUCUAAAUUUGUAGAAAUGGUUUUUCUUAAAGAGUGCUUUUAAAUCAGAAGAAUCAGGACCAUGAAGAUAAAUUGCUCUUGGUUCCAAUUUUUGUAAUGUCAUGGAAAUGACUACAGUGCUCAGAUUUAAAAUGAAUAAAGUCGUAUCUCACACCUCUCCAGCUGGCAUGACUGAACCUGGGUGUGAAAAGUGUCAGCAUUUUAAAAGUCAUCAUUUUCUUGUUGUUUUUCUGGGUUCUUUCCAGUUUUUUGGGCUUCAUAUGCAAUUAAUUUCUUUUAACGGGGAAUAUUAAAAUACAGUGAUGAAUUAACAGAGUUUUUAAACAUUGUGUAUGCCAAAGUAUAACACUGCAAGU
Molecule: messenger RNA, 2022 nt
Organism: Molossus molossus (Pallas's mastiff bat)
Lineage: Eukaryota; Metazoa; Chordata; Mammalia; Chiroptera; Molossidae
Gene: GPR21
Product: G protein-coupled receptor 21
Exons: 2
Coding region: 475-1524 (349 amino acids)
Biological process (GO): G protein-coupled receptor signaling pathway
Cellular component (GO): membrane
Molecular function (GO): G protein-coupled receptor activity
Source: RefSeq, a predicted model, not a curated record